CGGCGCGGCCUGGUCAUGGUGCCGGUGCUCCCCGGCCUGUAUCUGGGCGGCGCGGGCGGCGGCCUCCCGGAUGGCGCGGCGCCGGCCUGGGCGCUGCUGGUGGUGGACUCGGAGCCGCCCGAGGCCGGGGCGGUGUCGGGGGCGGAGGCGGUGCUGCACGUGCCCGCACUGGACCAGCCGCAGGCAGACCUCCUCAGCCACCUCGACGCAUGCGCGGACUUCCUCGGCCGCGCGCGGGAAAGGGGGGCGCGCGCCCUGGUCAGGUGUCAAGCUGGAGUCAGCCGGAGUGUUGCUGUUGUGACUGCCUAUUUAAUGAAAGCCAAUAAACUCCCUUUUGAAGAGGCCUAUGCCUUUGUCCAGGCCAUCAAACCAGAUGCCAAAAUGAAUGAAGGCUUCGAGUGGCAACUGAAACUCUAUGAAAAAAUGGGCUGUGAAGUCGAUGUGACCAGUACUAUUUACAAACAGUAUCGUUUGCAAAAGGUUACAGAGAAAUAUCCUGAGCUACGAAAUCUGCCGCGAGAUGUCUUUGCAGUUGAUCCAAACACUGUACAGCAAACUCCAAACACUGAGGUUCUGUACAGGUGUAGAAAGUGCAGGCGCCUGCUCUUUCGAAGUUCAAGCAUUUUGUCUCAUGAUGAAGGCAAGGGACCUGCCGCUUUUGCUCAUAAGAGGCUUUCAAGACCUGCCGCUUUUCACCGUGAUGACCAGUCUAGGUGUACUUCUUACUUCAUUGAGCCUGUGCAGUGGAUGGAACCUGCACUCUUAGGAGUGAUGGAUGGACAGCUUCUGUGCCCAAAAUGUACAUCGAAGCUGGGCUCCUUCCAUUGGCAAGGUGAGCAAUGUUCGUGCGGCCAUUGGGUGACCCCUGCCUUCCAAAUUCACAAGAGUCGUGUGGAUGAAGUAAAAGGACCGCUGCCCAUUGGUACUGUAAAAAGGUGAACUUGGUUUGUACUUCCGCAGUCCAGUCAGUGGCCUCGUUCCUGUAUAAAGGAUUGUGUUACCUAUAGGUUUACAGCGAGUGAUACGUACGACAGAACCAGUUGAACUUGAGUGUUUCCAGGAAAGCCAUUUUGUACUGGAAUACCUAGACUUCAUGUGUCAUUUAAAAAAAGGAAAAAAAGAAAGAGGGAGCAGGCCCUAGGGGUAAGCCAGCGCUGGGGGCAAGAUUAGGACUGUGGCAUGUGGUAAUGAGGGCAUUAACCAUUCUCUCUGCAUCACGGUUCUGAUGAAAAUCUCACCUCCCUACUCUUCCUGUAUGCUAUGGUCCUGGCUUUUAUCAGCCUCCCCCGUCCCCAUGCCUACAGCUUCUUCAAAACGAAACCAAGAUGUGUGCAGUGCAAUUUGUUGCUUGUCCCUAGCUUCUUCACUUGUUUUGUCAAGAAAUUUUCC
This is a messenger RNA of Podarcis raffonei (Aeolian wall lizard), 1389 nucleotides long. It is a transcript of the gene DUSP12, whose product is annotated as dual specificity phosphatase 12. Bases 16 to 939 code for a protein of 307 amino acids. Gene Ontology annotation, biological process: protein dephosphorylation. The record is from RefSeq and is a predicted model, not a curated record. Gene Ontology annotation, molecular function: protein tyrosine/serine/threonine phosphatase activity. Gene Ontology annotation, cellular component: nucleus. NCBI's taxonomy places the organism in Eukaryota, Metazoa, Chordata, Lepidosauria, Squamata, Lacertidae. The transcript has 6 exons.